Messenger RNA from Eptesicus fuscus (big brown bat), 1214 nucleotides. It is a transcript of the gene DUS4L, whose product is annotated as dihydrouridine synthase 4 like. The transcript has 6 exons. NCBI's taxonomy places the organism in Eukaryota, Metazoa, Chordata, Mammalia, Chiroptera, Vespertilionidae. Bases 47 to 970 code for a protein of 307 amino acids. Gene Ontology annotation, molecular function: flavin adenine dinucleotide binding; tRNA dihydrouridine synthase activity. The record is from RefSeq and is a predicted model, not a curated record. Gene Ontology annotation, biological process: tRNA processing.
GAAACAAAUCUGUGUUCGUGAAGAAUGACUGCAUACAAACCACAAUAUGUCAAGAAAGAAAAAAGAUCCAAUAGAACUGUUUCAAUCUGGGCAGCUGGUAAAAGUCUCCGCCCCAAUGGUUCGAUAUUCAAAGUUAGCUUUUAGAACACUAGUAAGAAAGUACAAUUGUGAUCUGUGCUACACACCAAUGAUAGUGGCUGCUGAUUUUGUCAGAUCUGAAAAAGCCAGAGACAGUGAAUUUACCACAAACCAAGGUGAUUGCCCAUUGAUUGUUCAGUUUGCUGCUAAUGAUGCAAGACUUUUAUCUGAUGCUGCUCGUAUAGUCUGUCCUUAUGCGAAUGGAAUAGACAUUAACUGUGGUUGCCCUCAGAGGUGGGCAAUGGCUGAUGGUUAUGGAGCUUGCUUAAUAAACAAACCAGAGCUUGUUCAAGAUAUGGUGAAACAAGUAAGAAAUCAAGUGGAAAAUCCCAGAUUUUCAGUAUCUAUUAAAAUAAGGAUCCAUGAUGACCUUGCAAGAACUGUGGAUCUUUGUCGAAAGGCUGAAGCAACAGGAGUUUCCUGGAUUACAGUCCAUGGAAGAACCGUUGAAGAAAGACAUCAGCCAGUUCACUAUGAAGCCAUUAAAAUAAUUAAGGAAAAUAUGUCUAUACCUAUUAUUGCUAAUGGAGACAUCAGAAGCUUAAAAGAAGCAGAAAAUGUGUGCCAUAUUACUGGUACAGAUGGUGUGAUGGUUGCAAGAGGACUCUUAGCAAACCCAGCCAUGUUUGCUGGAUAUGAGGAAACCCCCCUAAAAUGUAUCUGGGAUUGGGUUGACCUUGCUCUUGAACUUGGAACUCCUUAUAUGUGUUUCCAUCAACAUUUAAUGUACAUGAUGGAAAAGAUAACUUCAAGGCAAGAAAAAAGAGUAUUUAAUGCUUUGUCAAGCACAUCAGCAGUCUUAGAUUACCUUACAGACCAUUAUGGGAUUUGAUUGGACUUCCUAAAUUGUUUUAAUAUGUACUUUAAAGGAAUUGUGUUUUUAACAUUUUUAAAUAAACUUUUUAUUUUAAUACUAAAAGUAUGACUCAUAUAGUAUCUGUAAGUUAACAUGAAGUAUGUUUUUAAUGAGAAAAAGUGCAGAGAAAUGACAAAACAAAUGCCAACCUCUGUAAAAUGAAAAGGAACAAGACAUUCUGUAUAGAAUUGCAUUCAGGGCUUAGAUUAAAAGUUCAAAU